Molecule: messenger RNA, 1569 nt
Organism: Labeo rohita (rohu)
Lineage: Eukaryota; Metazoa; Chordata; Actinopteri; Cypriniformes; Cyprinidae
Gene: ogna
Product: osteoglycin, paralog a
Exons: 6
Coding region: 146-1015 (289 amino acids)
Molecular function (GO): protein binding
Source: RefSeq, a predicted model, not a curated record
CCUCUGGCAGCCUGUGGUGGGGCUUAAAAUCCUGAUUUGACAGAUCACAUUUUACUCACAGGCACCAAGAAAAUAGCCAACCACUGCCUGCACUGCGCUUCUGCUCUUUAACGUGGCAGAACACAUCCCAGAGCCUUUAGAUACGAUGGGGACGAGGCUGAGAAUGCUCAUAUCAGCAGUCAUACUGGCAUCAUGGGUGCUCUCAGCAUCUGAGGCACACUAUCACACUCACAGGCAUCACAGACUGGAGGAUGUAGCACUUACUGAGGAAAUCGAUGUAAGGGCACAGAGGAAUAAGAGAGCGACAGAUGACAGCUACGCCCUUCUGCCUGCCGACACUCCUGAUGACUCUGGCUCAAUGCCACCCGUAGGAGACCCUUCAGACCUUCCAACUUGUCUACUCUGUGUUUGUCUAACUGGAUCUGUCUACUGCGAGGAGGUCGACCCAGAUAUGACAUCAGUGCCUGCUCUGCCAAAGGAGACGAACUACCUCUACGCUCGCUACAACAAGAUCAAAAAGAUAACAGCCAAAGAUUUCGGAGAUAUCGUGACUCUGAAGAGAAUCGACUUCACUGGAAACAUCAUUUCUGAGAUCGAAGAUGGUGCAUUUUCUAAGCUCACCAUGCUAGAGGAGCUCUCGCUUGCCGAAAACCAACUGGUCAAGCUACCAAUCCUACCGGCGAAAUUGGUCUCCUUCAAUGCUAAUCACAACAAACUGAGGACCAAAGGAAUCAAGGCGAACGCUUUCAAGAAAUUGAACAAACUUGCACAUCUGUAUCUUGCUCACAAUGAACUGGAGGCUGUUCCUUUCAUUCCAGAAACGGUCCGAACACUUCACCUUCAGAACAAUAACAUUUCCAGCUUGACCGUGGACACCUUCUGCAAAAGUAACGACACGUACUACAUCCGCCCCAACAUGAACGAGAUCCGUAUAGACGGAAAUCCCGUCAACCUCGGCCAGUACCCCAACAGUUUCAUAUGCCUGCAGUCUCUGCCAAUUGGGCGAUACCAAUGAAAACCUAAUGAUUAGGUACUCCACAGUGAGAAGUCCUUGGAUAGCCAAUGACGAUGGCUAAAACCAAGAAGCAAAAGUAAUACCAUGAGAAUCUGUAUUAUAUAUCUAAUUAUGUAACAGCUGCCCAAACACUUAGAUUUUCUAUUGAUACUGACUUUGUAGAUGAACCUGAACCACAAGUCUUUGAAAGAACAACGUUACAUCCAUUGUAAAUAACCACUGGAGGCUACUGCUCAGUAAAAUGUGAGAUCAUGAAAAGCUGCAGUCAAGCUUCUAGUAUUCCUCAGAACUCUGUGAAUUUCUGACACCUUCUAGUACUGUUAAAAAUGUCUUACUUUGGCUGAAAUUGAGAUGCCUGCUAAGUUAAUUAGAGGGCCAGGAACUCAUUCCGAGUUCCAAGUCACUGAUCUUUCCCAGCUGACUUUUACUUUAAUAUUUUGGAUAUUAUUUAUAUGCUAAAUUUGUAAUUACUACCUAUGUGUGAAUUAAACAUAAAUAGACUGUACAGUAAAACAUUGUAUGAAAUCAACAUAUUACGUUCACUUUUUAGUUGU